Molecule: messenger RNA, 511 nt
Organism: Nymphalis io (European peacock)
Lineage: Eukaryota; Metazoa; Arthropoda; Insecta; Lepidoptera; Nymphalidae
Exons: 3
Coding region: 24-332 (102 amino acids)
Source: RefSeq, a predicted model, not a curated record
UCAGUUCCGGUAUCGAUUCCGACAUGUUCAAGUUGCUGGUUGUAUUGUCUGCGUGUGUGUGCGUCGGUUAUGCUAGUGUAGCAUUGGGCCACUUGGAACCGAAACCAGAGGAAUUCAAAGAUCAAGAAGGAUGUUACGUAGAUGAAUUGAAAGCGGUUAUCCCAAUAGGAGAGUCAAGGCCAUCCAAGACUAGUUGUACGAAUAUUAUAUGUCUCGGAAACAUAAUGCAAUAUCAUUCGUGUAGUGUGAUACAGACGACGCCCGACUGUAAAUUAGUGACGGACGAAAAGAAGCCCUAUCCAGACUGCUGUCCUCAAGUGGAGUGUCCUUAAUCUUCUUCCAGUCUUCGUUUUCGUGUCAAUCUGCACUUACUGCUCACAUUACACUUGUUUAAAUAACCCAUGUGUUUAAUGCGACUAACUGUAAUCGACCUUCUUUAAACAUUAUGUAGAAGAGUUUCGUGUUCAAUUAUGUUGUAAAUAUAACAAAUAAAUGGGAUCUUUGCCUAUGA